Messenger RNA from Hypomesus transpacificus, 1379 nucleotides. RefSeq names its product heme oxygenase 2a (gene hmox2a). The transcript is spliced from 8 exons. The record is from RefSeq and is a predicted model, not a curated record. NCBI's taxonomy places the organism in Eukaryota, Metazoa, Chordata, Actinopteri, Osmeriformes, Osmeridae. Gene Ontology annotation, molecular function: heme binding; heme oxygenase (decyclizing) activity. Bases 124 to 1080 code for a protein of 318 amino acids. Gene Ontology annotation, biological process: heme catabolic process; response to oxidative stress; heme oxidation.
UGCCAAGUACGUAAUCUUUCCCAAAACAUACGGUGGUCAACACAGACAAGUCACCUAUCUGAUCAAGCCCAACAGGCUGACGACAGGCAGAAGACCUCAAGUAGGACAAACUGACGGACAACCAUGCCGACAGAGACUUUACCUGAGCCCCAGACCAUACGUGCGGUGAACGGGGGGGCGAAGAUCAUCGUGGACGAGGAUGUUCUCAGCCCAGAUGAUCUGUCAGAACUGCUAGCUGAAGGGACAAAGGAGUCACAUGACAGGGCAGAGAACUGCCAGUUUGUCAAAGACUUCCUCAGAGGGCGAAUCAAAAGAGAGCUCUUCAAGAGAGGGACGGUGGCUCUCUACUUUGUCUACUCGGCCAUGGAGGAGGAGCUGGAGAGGAACAAGGAUCACCCCCAGGUGGCUCCUGUGUACUUCCCAGCAGAGCUGGACCGACAGGAGGCUCUGGCCCAGGACCUGGAGUACUUCUACGGAGAAGACUGGCAGAGCCAGGUGAGCGUGUCCCCAGGUACCAAGCCCUACGUGGACCGCAUCCACCAGGUGGGGGCUGAGGACCCGGUCCUUCUGGUGGCCCACUCUUACACUCGCUACAUGGGGGACCUAUCAGGGGGCCAGAUCCUGAAGAAGGUGGCACAGCGGGCGCUGAAGCUGCCGUCCUCGGGCGAGGGUCUGCUGUUCUACCAGUUUGAGGGCAUCCAUAACGCCCGGUCCUUCAAGCAGCUGUACCGCAGCAGGAUGAAUGAGCUGGAGCUUGAUGCCCACACCAAGGACAGGAUCAUAGCCGAGUCCAACAGGGCCUUCGCGUUCAACAUGGAGGUGUUCACAGAGCUGGAGCAGGUGGGGAGCACAAUCCAGGAGGAGGUGCAGGACGCAGGGCUGGGUCACGGGCACGGAGGAAUGGAGAUGCAGGGAGACAUCAACACGUGUCCUUACUACGCUGCCAAGAUGGCUGCCAGCGGGAACACCAGCCCUCUCUGCCAGAUGGCCAUGAUGCUCCUACAGCACCCAACCUGCCAAGUGGUGCUGGCCACAUGGGUGGCUGCUGUGGCGGGAUUGGCUGCCUGGUACCUCAUGUGACCUGUCACAGACAGGUUCAGCCAAUCCAGUUUGAACGACAACGAAAGGAAUGUUUUUUUUUUAGCUCUUUCUUGUUGUUUUUCUUUCUCGUUCUCCGCCUCUCUCUCCCCAUCCCUCUCUUUGUCUCUUAUCUUUUUUCAGUCAUUGGUCUCUCUAUCCCCAUCUUUCUCUCUAUCUCUGUCUUACUCCAGAUGUUUUGACAUCUCAAAAACUGUAAAUUCACUGAGACAGUCACUGUCUAAGGUCAGGUCACCCAGGAGACCAUUUUAGUCAUUGAGCAUGCCAUAUUUGGAUGCAUG